Messenger RNA from Raphanus sativus (radish), 948 nucleotides. RefSeq lists its product as uncharacterized. The coding region runs from base 233 to 646 and encodes 137 amino acids. The record is from RefSeq and is a predicted model, not a curated record. Lineage: Eukaryota; Viridiplantae; Streptophyta; Magnoliopsida; Brassicales; Brassicaceae. The transcript has a single exon.
AUUUAGUUUGGUGCUAGUUUAGGCUUUUAUCUUGAAUUUCUAAGAUUUCCCAAAAUUGAUUUUUUUUUUAAUUAAAAAAGCAUUAGUCAUAUUGCAGUGUUUUCUUCUCUUUCUUUAUUUUCUAUCAAAAAACAAAGCGGAUGUUGUGUUUGAAAGAAAAAAAAAACAAAGCGGAUGUUCAGCAUCGUUUUCGAACAAACCGAGCAGAGAGGAGAUCGCCUGGGGAAUCAGAAUGAAAGAAGACAUACAGAAAAUGGUUGCCGUAGGGCUCGUGUGGGGAGCCACCAACGCCCUCAUUCGCCGCGGCGCACUCGCCUGGGAUAAUAAAAUAUCUUCGUCUCCUCCUCCUCUUCAGAUCCCAUCCAACUUCCGCCGCAGAAUCCUCGCCGCUCUCCGCGACUGGAUCAACCUCCUCCUCUUCUGGCAAUACUCCGUCCCUUUCCUCGUAAACCUCUCCGCCUCCGCCACGUUCUUCGCCCUCCUCGGUGACUCCCCGAUCUCCAUCGCCGUCCCCGUCACCAACGCGACGACCUUCGCCGCAACCGCCGCGUUCGGGGUUCUUCUGGGGGAAGAAACUCAGAUCGGACUUGCUUUGUUAGGUACGAGCUUCAUUGUAUUUGGAAUCUGGCUUUGUGUUGGUCACUGAUCAGAUCACUACUGAUCUCGUCUCUAUGUGAUUCGAAUAAUGUAGAAGCAUCACUCUGUUUCUUGCUGAGAUUAUAGAAUUGAUUCAUUCCUGUUCUAGCAAAGUAGAUAGCGAGAGUGCUUAUUAGAACUGAUAAGUGAUGAGACUGAUAAGUGAUUAGGUGAUGAGUAGCUGAUGGAACUGAUAAGUGAUGAAUAGUGUAUGUUGUAAUGGUAAUAUUAUGCAUCAAAUGAUUGAUGAUCACUUGUAGAACAGAGAAUGAGAUGGUUUUGGUUUGUUUAUAUGAUGAAUUGUUCUCACCA